Messenger RNA from Pseudophryne corroboree (corroboree frog), 5202 nucleotides. Its product is annotated as zinc finger protein 585A-like. The record is from RefSeq and is a predicted model, not a curated record. NCBI's taxonomy places the organism in Eukaryota, Metazoa, Chordata, Amphibia, Anura, Myobatrachidae. Gene Ontology annotation, biological process: regulation of transcription by RNA polymerase II. Gene Ontology annotation, cellular component: nucleus. The coding region runs from base 99 to 3701 and encodes 1200 amino acids. Gene Ontology annotation, molecular function: sequence-specific DNA binding; DNA-binding transcription factor activity, RNA polymerase II-specific. The transcript has 5 exons.
UGUGUCAGGUUCCUAUAAGGUGUCAGGAUGUCACUGUCUAUGUCUCCGUGCAGGAGGGUGAGUAUAUAGAGGAACACAGGGGUCUGUACAAGGACGUGAUGAUGGAGAAUCACCGGCCCCUCACAUCACUGGAUGGGCCCAGUAACAGAGAUACCCCAGAGAGAUGUCCCCGUCCUCUGUAUUCCUUGGACUGUACAGAGGAGAAUCACAGGAUCCCACAGGAGGAUCAGGAAGAACGUCUGUCUGAUAUAAAGGCAGAAGAUAUAGAGGGAGAAGAAGAGACGUAUGUGACUGAUAUAAAGGCAGAAGAUAUAGAGGGAGAAGAAGAGACGUAUGUGACUGAUAUAAAGGCAGAAGAUAUAGAGGGAGAAGAAGAGACGUAUGUGACUGAUAUAAAGGCAGAAGAUUUAGAGGGAGAAGAAGAGACAUAUGUGACUAAUAUAAAGGCAGAAGAUAUAGAGGGAGAAGAAGAGACGUAUGUGACUGAUAUAAAGGCAGAAGAUUUAGAGGGAGAAGAAGAGACGUAUGUGACUAAUAUAAAGGCAGAAGAUAUAGAGGGAGAAGAAGAGACGUAUGUGACUGAUAUGAAGGCAGAAGAUAUAGAGGGAGAAGAAGAGACGUAUGUGACUGAUAUAAAGGCAGAAGAUACAGAAGGAGAAGAAGAGACGUAUGUGACUGAUAUAAAGGCAGAAGAUACAGAAGGAGAAGAAGAGAUGUAUGUGACUGAUAUAAAGGCAGAAGAUAUAGAGGGAGAAGAAAAGACGUAUGUGACUGAUAGAAAGGCAGAAGAUAUAGAGGGAGAAGAAGAGACGUAUGUGACUGAUAUGAAAAGAGAAGAGACGAAUGUGACUGAUAUAAAGACAGAAGAUAUAGAGGAAGAAGACGAGACGUAUGUGAGGGGUGAUCAGCAGUGUAAGAAGGAGGAGAUCCCUACAGAUAUCAGCACAGCAGAUCGACACACAAGCAGGAAUAUCUCAGAAGGACAUCUAAUGUUAUCCCCGGAUUGUGACAUUAAAGAUAAUGACAGUAGACAGGAUUCUCCAGGAGCUAACCCCAUUACCCCAAUUAUACAUCCAGCUCUAUCAGCUGAUCCCUCUGAUCCUGGGAAAUGUUCUCCUGAUCACUCUGAUAUUGGUGCAUCUGUUACAGCUCUGAGAGUAGAUACAUUGUUUCCAUGUUCUAUAGAUGCCAAAUGUUUUACACAGAACACAAAGCCUAUUAACCCACACACAGGUAAGGCAGGUGAAAGGCCACUGAUAUGUCCGGAGUGUGAGAAAUGUUUUACAUACAAAUCAGAUCUUGUUAUACAUCAGAAAAGUCACACAGGUGAGAAGGCAUUUCCAUGUUCUGAGUGUGGGAAAUGUUUUGCACGGAAAUCACGUCUUGUUAGACAUCAGAGAAGUCACACAGGUGAGAAGCCAUUCCCAUGUUCUGAGUGUGGGAAAUGUUUUACACAGAAAUCAGAUCUUGUUAAACAUCAGAGAAGUCACACAGGUGAGAAGCCAUUUCCAUGUUCUGAGUGUGGGAAAUGUUUUACACGGAAAUCAGAUCUUAUUAUACAUCACAGAACUCACACAGGUGAGAGGCCAUUUCCAUGUUCUGAGUGUGGGAAAUGUUUUGCACAGAAAUCAGAUCUUGUUAAACAUCAGAGAAGUCACACAGGUGAGAAGCCAUUUCCAUGUUCUGAGUGUGGGAUAUGUUUUGCACACAUAUCAAAUCUUGUUAUACAUGAGAGAAGUCACACCCGUGAGAAGCCAUUUUCUUGCUCUGAGUGCAGGAAAAGUUUUACCUGGAAAUCCCUACUUGUUAUACAUCAGAGAAGUCACACAGGUGAGAAGCCUUUUCCAUGUUCUGAGUGUGGGAAAUGUUUUGCACUGAAAUCAGAUCUUGUUAAGCAUCAGAGAAGUCACACAGGUGAGAGGCCAUUUCCAUGUUCUGAGUGUGGGAAAUGUUUUGCACACAAAUCAGAUCUUGUUAGACAUAACAGAAGUCACACAGGUGAGAAGCCAUUUCCAUGUUCUGAGUGUGGGAAAAGUUUUACACAGAAAUCACAACUUGUUAUACAUCAGAGAAGUCACACAGGUGAGAAGCCUUUUCCAUGUUCUGAGUGUGGGAAAUGUUUUGCACACAAAACCGUUCUUGUUAGACAUAACAGAAGUCACACAGGUGAGAAGCCAUUUCCAUGUUCUGAGUGUGGGAAAUGUUUUACACGAAAAUCAGAUCUUGUUAUACAUCAGAAAAGUCACACAGGUGAGAAGGCAUUUCCAUGUUCUGAGUGUGGGAAAUGUUUUGCACGGAAAUCACGUCUUGUUAGACAUCAGAGAAGUCACACAGGUGAGAAGCCAUUCCCAUGUUCUGAGUGUGGGAAAUGUUUUACACAGAAAUCAGAUCUUGUUAAACAUCAGAGAAGUCACACAGGUGAGAAGCCAUUUCCAUGUUCUGAGUGUGGGAAAUGUUUUACACGGAAAUCAGAUCUUAUUAUACAUCACAGAACUCACACAGGUGAGAGGCCAUUUCCAUGUUCUGAGUGUGGGAAAUGUUUUGCACAGAAAUCAGAUCUUGUUAAACAUCAGAGAAGUCACACAGGUGAGAAGCCUUUUCCAUGUUCUGAGUGUGGGAAAUGUUUUGCACACAAAACCGUUCUUGUUAGACAUAACAGAAGUCACACAGGUGAGAGGCCAUUUCCAUGUUCUGAGUGUGGGAAAUGUUUUACAUACAAAUCACAUCUUGUUGUACAUCAGAGGAGUCACACAGGUGAGAAGCCAUUUUCUUGCUCUGAGUGUGGGAAAUGUUUUACACAGAAAUCACAACUUGUUACACAUCAGCAAAUUCACACAGGUGAGAAGCCAUUUUCUUGCUCUGAGUGUACGAAAUGUUUUACACGGAAAUCAGAUCUUAUUACACAUCAGCGAAGUCACACUGGUGAGAAGCCAUUUCCAUGUUCUGAGUGUGGGAAAUGUUUUGCACACAAAUCAAAUCUUACUAAACAUGAAAGAAGUCACACAGAUGAGAAGACAUUUUCAUGCUCCGAGUGUGGGAAAUGUUUUACACGGAAAUCAGAUCUUGUUAAACAUCAGAGAAGUCAUACAGGUGAGAAACCGUAUCCAUGUUCUGAGUGUGGGAAAUGUUUUGCACACAAAUCAAAUCUUACUAAACAUGAAAGAAGUCACACAGGUGAGAAGCCAUUUCCAUGUUCUGAGUGUGGGAAAUGUUUUGCACACAAACCAGAUCUUGUUACACAUCAGAGAAAUCACACAGGUGAGAAGCUAUUUUCUUGCUCUGAGUGUGGGAAAUGUUUUACACAGAAAUCACAACUUUUUACACAUCAGCGAAGUCACACAGGUGUGAAGCCAUUUUCUUGCUGUGAGUGUGGGAAAUGUUUUACACGGAAAUCAUAUCUUGUUAAUCAUCAGAGAAUUCACACAGGUGAGAAGACAUUUUCUUGCUCUGAGUGCGGGAAAUUUUUUACACAGAAAUCACAUCUUGUUAGACAUCAGCAAAGUCACACAGGUGAGAAGCCAUUUCCAUGUUUUGAGUGUGGCAAAUGUUUUGCACGGAAAUCAGUUCUUGUUAUACAUCAGAGAAGUCACAAAGGUGAGAAGCCAUUUCCAUGUUUUGAGUGUGGGAAAUGUUUUGCACACAAAUCAGAUCUGGUUAGACAUAACAAGUCACACAGGUGUGAAUCCAUUUUCUUGCUCUGAGUGCGGGAAAUGUUUUACACAGAAAUCACAUCUUGUUACACAUCAGCGAAGUCACACAGGCAUUUCCAUACUCUGAGAAAUAAGCUUUUGUUGCACACAAUAGACUUCACUCAGGUGAGAAACCAUUUUAAUCUUCUGGAGUAUACUUAUCAUUGCCAUGUAAUGUUCCUCAAGAUUCUGUCCUAUCUCUUGUGCUUUUUGCAAUAUACAUGCAACAGGUCCUUCUGAUAGAAGCUCACCAACAAAGGGCAGGGCUACAGCUCAGCUUUGCAAACCAACCAGACUUAAGCUUGAGGUUCAGAGUAACAAAAUGCUGAUCAUGUGCGGAAUCUUGGGGGUAAAUUUACUAAGAUGUGAGUUCUAUUUAAGAUGGGAUGUUGCCAAUAGCAAGACAGCCAGAUACCAGCACUUAUUUCCCUCAGAAGAUCUACCUACAGUUAUACAUGUAUUUGUAUCAUCACACAUAGACUACUGCAAUGUCCUCUACCUUGGUCUCCCAGCAAAAGAAUUGCACCGGUUGCAGCUUGUACAGAAUGCAGCAGCCAGGCUGUUACCUAACCAGCCCGUUCCUGCCACAUAACACCCAUUCUCUGCUCCCUUCACCGGCUGCCUGUAAGAUGGUGACUACAUAAUCUGCUUACUGAUUCUCCCAGCCCUACAUGAUCCGGGUCCAAGGUACCAGAAGCAGCGCUCUGUUUGGUUCCAUCUGCAGAUAAAGGACUGUAACCAGCAGUAUCAUAAUUCCCCAAGCAGUGCUAAGAUGUCGGGUGACACAGGGUAGGCGGUACCUUUGCAGUAGCGGGGGCUGCCAGAGCAGUGUGUACAUAAUGGAAAGCUGCUCAAUCAGAUUGUAAUGUCACUCAGGUGCUAAAAGGGAGGGGUAAUUCUGUGUUGGAAAAACUGUGUUCUCUAAUGCACACUGAGUGAAAAAUAUUACUACAUAAUAGUCAGAUAAUACGGAGAUCUUAGUUGCGUAUAUCUGCAGAUAUAGGGUUAAGCCCCCAGGCCGAUCGACAAGGCUUCUCCAUCACUGGGGGUCCCUAAUACUAGGUAUGGGUCCGGGGUGCAGGACCCCACAAUGUCGGCACAGGUCGGCCACCCCAGGUCAGCACACAGGUGAGAAUUAAUAAGAAGCACAUAAGUGCUAUGUAAGUGGUGUGAUUAAAAUAAUAUAUACAAAGUGAUAGGGAAAAUAAUAAGUGUUAAUAAAGUGUUAGGGUGUGCCGACCUGAAGCAGCCCAGCCAUACCGACACAGGGGCCACCACACCCCACACCCACCCCAUAAAUAAUUACAAAUAUGUCUGGGUUAAAUUCCCAGUGUAAGGCCACAUGGUAAUGGCUCCUACAGCAUCUGAGAGCCAGCUUACCUGGGGAUACCCCUGGCUUCCCCUAUGGCACUAUGGAGUCAGCAAUCCCUCCUAAUGCUGACCCAUCUAUGCCUCUCUAAAUACAAUACACAAAAUGGAAAGCUGCUCAAUCAGAUUGUAAUAUCACUCAGGU